GAUUUUGUACGUUUGGUCUUGCCUGUGCGCGCGGUGUGAGAAGAGUGGAGGGACCAACCCCCUCCCUAUACAUAACCCACGAUUCACUGUACGUGCUAAACUGUAUUUUCAAUACACUCGACGCAUUGAGGUGAAUGUGUGUGUAUAUAAUAUUGUCCGACCCAAUGAGCCUGUUGUAUAUGUGUUUUGUGGUGGAAAGUAUAGAAAACGGACCCGCUUGAGCGAAGGCGCUGUCACUUUCGAGGGUGAUGCUCAUGGGUUAAGUAGGCCGGUAGAUGCGGGGCUAGAUUGUCGGAGCAUCUCGCACGGAACCACCUGAGCACCCGGACAAUUUUUUGCAUUAUCUCCCUCUGCCAUCUCCAUCUCGCUCUCCGCCACCAUCACUACCACUUUCCUCAUCAGUCUGAUGUCAGAUCGCCAAACAACCACUCCAGCGAUAGCAUCUCCCCUUCACCAGUAAUUGGCUACUUGUUGGUGAAGAGGCUUCACUUCAAUCGGAUUUAACCCACCACCUCUCGGUCUAAACAUCGUAAGACUUUUACUUUUCAUCCUCGGUGUCUUCGUCAUCCCUGAUCGGUCGCUGGUCGGCUGCCGUACCGUAGACCAGACAGACUUGAGCCGCUCCGUAAAGGAGAAGAAUUAGGGGAUCCAAUGCUCAUCAACUCUCUCCCCCCUCCUGUCGCACACCCAUCUAAACUGGAGUCAGAAAACACAGUUUCGUCUUUGGAUCUAAGGAGAUUUUUACCAUUCGCCGCCAUGGAAGAAAUCACGAAACUGAACUGCAAGCCGCGGCGGGCCUCGUUGUGUGUAGGCUGCGGAGGAAGCAUACAGGACCAGUACAUCUUGCGGGUUGCACCGGACCUAGAGUGGCACGCAGCUUGCCUCAGGUGCGCCGACUGUAGUACUUAUCUCGACGAGACGUGUACAUGCUUCGUAAGGGACGGCAAACCCUACUGCAAACGGGACUAUCUCAGGUUAUUUGGUACAAAGUGUGCGAAGUGUGCUCAAGGAUUCACCAAGAAUGACUUCGUGAUGCGAGCGCGGAAUAAGAUCUACCACAUAGACUGUUUUCGUUGUGUGGCUUGCAGCAGACAGCUUAUUCCUGGGGACGAGUUUGCGCUCAGAGAAGACGGUCUAUUUUGCAAGGCAGACCAUGAGGUGAUGGAGAGGCCUGGGGACAGGGACCAAGCACCUAAUGUCAACCAUAGAAAUUAUAUUAAUGGUGAGUUUAGGCCGAAUAUAGAACUGACUAUGAUUGUUCUUCACAUUGACUGAAUUACCAAAGAUGAAGAAAGAAUAUAUCUUCUUAAAAUCCUUAUCAGGAAAAUCUGGCGAUUUACUUGCUAUUACUGGGAGAGUUGGGUCACGUGACCUUGUGAUGGUUUAAUGAGUUACGCCUUAUGCGCCAUAUUUCUAUAUUUGAACGUAAAUAUUGGAAAACAACACCCCCGUAGCUUUGGUGUCAUAGCACAUUCUGUUGAUUUAAUUGAUUACCAAAAGAUGAUGUCAGUACUGAUAAUUGGAGACGUAUAUAAAACUUUUAUGAUAUAUCGUUGUAACAUUAUUUAUAAUUUUUAAUUUCUAGAAGUAAUUGUGCGUGUAAUGUACCUUCGCUCGAUUGACAUAAAAUCCAACGUGGAAUCGUAAAAAUAAGUCGUAAUUAUGGCUUCGUAGCAACCGAAAUAUUAUUAAACAACCUUGAACUUCACUUACUAACAAAUAUCUUGAUCCGAAGUAGAUCACGUGAUAUGGGAGGUUCCCCAAUCUGAAAUAGAACUAGAACAAAAAUGUAGUCAAAUUGCGAUUUUGAAACAUAUCAAGUAUCUGCAUUUGACAGUUAACACCGAUAAACACGGUAUUAGAUACCCCGCUUGGAUGCAGGAAUCCUUAAUUUUCUGGUCAAUUUGGACUCUAAAGGAUGAAACCUAAUAAUAGCCAAUACAAACAGAAUCUGGGUAGUACUUCCAAAGAUGCGUCAUCUCGCUAUCUCCCAAAUUGUAUUCAUAUUCAGAUUCAUUGCGGGAUGUCUUCGUUACCGUAUUUUCUUUAGCACGAAACGGGGGAAACGGGACGACGCGUUUAGAUUUCAGCCAUUCGUUCGUCAAAAUAGGGCUUAAAUUGAAAGGGAAUUGCAAUUUUUUUACAUUAUUAUUUCGAUGCAAUAGUUUAUGAUUCAAUGUCACCAACUUCACGAUCCGAAAUCCUUCUCCUCUCUGUCCUAACCCCUUCUGCUUUCAUUAUUCAUGUAAAUAUGUGUUAUGGGUGGAGGCAAAUGUUGAGGAUUUUUAUUUUUUCUACGUUUGAGCCCCUAUCUCUCUUUGUCUCCUUCUAUCUUCCCCUAAAUGUAUUUUAAGGGUACAAUUAUAUAUGACCCUGUUACCUGUUCUUAAAAUUUUCGAAGGCAGAUCAACCAUUUAACAUGUCAAACUAUAGAUCUUUUAAAAGAUGAACUACGAAGAAAAUGAAUAUAAAAAUAAAUAACUAAAUGAAUUCAUAAAUGAAUAUGUAGAGCACAUAUAUAGUUCAUAUUUGUUAAGUUUACAAAUUGAUACGAAAAUGAAAUUAUGGUAAUCAAUAAAAACAUUAAAUUUCUCAAUUACGAUAGGCUUUUGUCCAGUAUUCCGCUUCUGUCAAUAUCAUGAGCCGUAAUCAUAUUAAUAGCUCUUACUCUGAAUUUUAUUUUGAGUGAAGCCUUGAUUUAUGGUAGUGCUACUAUAUGUCCAAUCUUUAUACGGUAUAUCUAGUUUGUUCUAAGCCUUCUUCGUUGUCUAUUCACGCUCCAGCGCUAGGCCGAUCGAUGUGCUGAAAGUAUCAACUGUCAAAAAUGAUGUCAAUUAUUUUGACUAUCGAUAUUCAAGCAACAUAAUCAGUGCCCCGUCUUACAAACUCUGUGGAAAUCCAUCAGGUUCAUAAUUUUUCUUGCAGGAAAUUUGCAAAAUGUCCUUUGUAAACAAAGGCGAACACAUCAAAUUGCCAAGAAAACAAUGAAUUUAUGAAAAUACAUCAUAUAAUCUAAAAAAAUAUCUUGAACAAACAUACAUUUUAGAUGUUGAUGUUGCUGGCCGUCCAUAAUUGUGGUUGAUCGGAUCUAUUGCAACUCUUUGUAAGACAGGGCCCAGGACAUCAGUAAGUAAAAAAACGGUGUUCUGAGCAGGGAAUGGUGUAUCCCGUGCGGGUCGAUGUUGAAUUUUUCACAGUACCCAUCGUUCGAUGACGGCCUUUAAAAUCAUCAUUGAGCACAUCCCUAGCCUACUCGUCCACGCUGUGUUCAGUGGAUAGAAAUAGGAGAGAGAUGUUAUUACAAAAUCGAGUUUGGCGCCCUGUGGGUAUGCAUGCUUCACUCGAAUGAAUCGAGAGAUUCGUCGAGUAGUGACGUUUUCCAAGUCCUCCUGAGUCAGUGACAACAACCAAAUUAGGGUUCUCUUUAAAGUUAAAGAUUGCGUCCAUUCCUGGUUAAAUGAUUCAUCCGUAGAACAAAUCGCAACCAUUGAGAAAAUAGAUGUUUUCAGUAAUGUAGAUGUCAUGUUAGAUGUUCAAACAUGGUUGUCCACGGUCAUUAUGACUUGACUCAGCAAUAAUGGAAUUACAUUACUAUUAUUCAGCUCACAUAGAAUUAGGUUUAUGGGAUAACGCAUAAUUAUGACCCGAAUGUUGAUUGAAAUUCCUAAAACGAACAUGACGAAUGCUCAGUAUAAUUUUGAAUAAUUAGAAUAUUCAAAACAUUCCUAUCAAAUUAUUCCACAACGAUCUUCUUUUCUUUAAUUGAAGAAAGAUUAAAGUUCCCUUUACAUCUUUCACUAGCUCUUUAAACUUACCUUCUGCCGUUUCCCCCAUCCCCGUCUUCAUGCCCUCUCCCGAGUUUAGUCAUCCCCUCAGCACAGGGCCUCGUGUUCACCUUCCCCCUCGCUCGUGCCGACAUCAUGCACGAGCUCCUUGACGAUUUUGGCUUGGGGCAGGACUGUGGUCGACAGCAUGUGGAGUAGGGUAUAUCCUAGGUCGUCAUCGUAGGUCGUGGACUCGCGAGUGAACAAAGGAAUAAUUUGUUUUACAGAAUAGAAUCCUUGUGUUCAUUGUGCUAGAGUUGUCUUAAUAACUUGAUUUGAAACAAUUUAACCCACAACAAUUUGACUUUAUAAAUGCCGAUGAUGAAGAUGGAGAAAGAGGAGAUAUAGGAAUUAACAAAUUCUUGUCUGAAAAAGAAUAAUAAGUCAUAACAGUAGUAUUGAGCUAAAAGUAAUACAAGGCGUGCAUUUAACAUGUCCACGAUCAUGACGAUGUUUAGUACAAUCGUAAUACUAUGUUAGACGUCAUGUGGACUGCCCGAUUGCGAAACUUAUACGGGAAUAGCCACCAUCAUUUGAUCCGAUUUAAUUUUGUUUGAUUCAUUUAUUGAAUUAAAGUUAAAUAUUAGACUUUCAACCUUUUACAUCACCACCAAAUAAUAAUUCGAUUUGACAUCGAACAAUAAUUCUCAUUCUUUUAAAUAAUUGGAUCUUCUACAAAAGCCCCGAAAUACAAUGCUAAUACAUAUUGAAGUUAUCAUAGAUUCAUGCGGCCGUUUCGAUGCUUUUUCACGUAAACCUUUGCUUCCAUUCGUCACAUGACUUACUCACGGCGAACAGCCUUCUCAUAUCCUCCCAUUCCGCCUCUCAAUAUUUUUCCCGUUCUCCCAUUCCCACUCUAUUUGAAAAAUCAUUUUACUCCUUGAUUGACAUGAGAGUGGGUCGUCUGAAAAGUAAGACACGACACCCAGACAACACAACAAAUCGAGACAUAAUAAUCGGUGGUUUCAUUCAAGCGACAUUUCAUAGUCCUGCUGCCACCUGGGGGCCCUUACACACAGUCCUUGCGGCCGGCAUUUUCGGCGUAGUGUUACCUCGUCGAGCCGCUGUGUUCAUGAACGUGCGGGCGACAGUAUCCUGCUGCACACAACUUGCACAGAUUGAUUUCACCGAGCGCGAGUUGAACGGCUGUCGUUCAUUGUUACCAUUCAAACGGCUUCAAAGGGGGAAAAUAGACUGAAUUUGCAAGCAGGGAAAAAAGUCCAGCUUAAACGAACAGACUGCUUCUCUGCUUCUCAAUCAAAAUACACCAGCUCAUAAGUGAAAUCAUUCCCACUGCGCCUAAUAUCUUUCCAAUAUUAUAUCGUACACCUCGAAGAUACAUGCCUUCCGGGUAUGAGCCCGUCUUCACCAUCCCAGCCUUCAUUGAUUUAUCUUUCUUUUGCUUUUGCAUCCUCGCGAAUACCAUAUCACAUUCCUCCCGAGGAAAUUCGAGGAUGAUUAUGGAAUCGGUGAUUUUUGUCCAAAUGAAUGAACGCAUUUAUCCUAUAUUUCUCUCAGUAUCAAUGGCGGGAAUGGUAUAUAAAAUUACGACUCCUUACAUAGACAUGACUUGCUCUUACAUUUCCUUCGAAAAUGUUCAUAUAUCUUGAGUGAAUUUGUCAUACUUUCGAAGAGUCAAUGUCCUUGCGCUGUGGAAUCCCCCUAUUCCCAUGUAUAUAAAAGUACCAAACUAUUUGUCAUAAUGUUUUUAUCAUGCAUUGCAAACCAUAACCAUCGGAACAUCUGAGAUCACAACCAAAAUUCAGAGGUAAUCAUUAAAAUGCUGCUCAAUGCUGAUUCGGCAACGCAACAAUCAAUCGACAUUGUGCAUGCAGGCAAGGCUAAUAAAACAUGUACUGUAUCUUGAAGGUCAUGUGAACUUAUAAACGAGUACAUUUGCAUUAACAGAAAAAGAAAUCUACGAUAAUGGCGAUGGACUCGACAGGUAUCGAUUAUAUGAUAUACUGGUGAAGAAAACAGAGAGAAUAGUGUAAACUGUAUCUCUUUAUCUCAAAAUUGUUAGGGAUUUCCCCCUCAAUUGUCACAUUCGUAUGAGUAUAUAAAAUUCCCCCUCAACUUAUGUAGAUAGACGCUCAAUUACGGCUGAAGUAUCCACCAAUCUUGCAACCAGAAUUGAUGAAAGGAAUGAAAAGGACAGUUUUCACGCGGUAAUUCUCACAUCCAUUUGUAAAUGUCAGUUCGGAUCUUUACGUUAUGUCAGUUUCAAGUGACGCGAGAAAAGGCAGAAUCAGCUUGUGACUCGUGGAAUCGUGAAAACGCAGCAUUAAGUGUGGAGCUAUUGGUUUGAUAUUGGGGACUAUAUGACUUGCAAAAAUACAUGCACCGAUACUGGUAAAUUAAACAAUUUGGUAUUUCAAAGAAUCGAAAUCGACAUUGCGGUUCUCGGUAUCUACAGUCAUCUGGCAUUCGUUUUUUUUUUUACUAGUACAUUCGGUCAAAAGAUGCCAUUAAAUGAUAAAUAAUGUAAAAUUACUGAAUAUAUUCAAACUUUAUUUUUGUAUGCCUAUCUGAUUAGAUAUUACAAAAGCAAGAAAAAUAAUAAAUUUGGCUCCUUGCCAUUUCAAAAGUUUGUUGUUUCGGGCAUGUCCUCUCAUUCAAAUUUCAUUAAGUGUGUAAUAGA
This is a messenger RNA of Lytechinus pictus (painted urchin), 6465 nucleotides long. Its product is annotated as insulin gene enhancer protein ISL-1-like. NCBI's taxonomy places the organism in Eukaryota, Metazoa, Echinodermata, Echinoidea, Temnopleuroida, Toxopneustidae. The transcript has 3 exons. Gene Ontology annotation, biological process: neuron fate specification; axonogenesis; positive regulation of transcription by RNA polymerase II. Gene Ontology annotation, molecular function: DNA-binding transcription factor activity, RNA polymerase II-specific. Bases 652 to 1275 code for a protein of 207 amino acids. The record is from RefSeq and is a predicted model, not a curated record.